Molecule: messenger RNA, 545 nt
Organism: Drosophila obscura
Lineage: Eukaryota; Metazoa; Arthropoda; Insecta; Diptera; Drosophilidae
Exons: 2
Coding region: 173-427 (84 amino acids)
Source: RefSeq, a predicted model, not a curated record
GAAACGUAGACAACAUCAGAAGUGAAUGAGAAAUCAGUCACUCUUGUGUGUAGUUUCAUACGAGGCUCUAUUCAAAAUUCAGUCACAUAGAAACGUUAGACACGGGAAGAGUUCUAGAAACUAGCAAAUACUUUACACCAAAAUAUAUCAACGCAGAAAAAUAUAACGCAAGAUGAAGCCUUCCCCCUUGAUGGCACGCAUUCGUCAGAUUUGGAUAAUGGCCGGAUGGUUGCGCCACGAGGCAGCGGCCGCCGCUGGCAUGAUGGUGGUGCGUCGCCGGGAGGGACCAUCGACGGAGGACAAUGAACCCGAGGCAGAGGCUGCCUCCCAGGCGAUGGUGGGCCAAGUGGGCGUCGAUACCGAGGGAAAGCUGCGCACAGUGCGCAUUCUGGACGAUUACAUAGUGCCCUUUGAGUGCGGCUUCUGAUCUGAUAUCUCCCGCGAUCAGUAGCACCCGGUAACUGAGAUCAAAUAUAAGUGUUAUAAUUGAAUGAAAAUGUUUCGGAAAUUAAUUGUUAUUAAAAGGCAGGUUUAAAAUGAAAAAA